CCAAAUAACCCCUGCAGAAGAAUAACCCAAUGCUGAGACACCCGGUAUAGCGUAUAAAAUAAAGUCCCACAAGACAAUAGGUCUGAUUAGGCAGCCAUGAUACUUUGAAUAUAUUAAAAGUGUGAUUUUUCGGAACAGCAAAUAAAUACUUUCGAAUUGGAUUUGUUCCACAAGGUUCUGGCCAAUAGAACCAUUCCAGAUUUUUAAUUGCUUCCACCCACCGAGAUUUCGAAAUCGUCAUUGGUCCACUGAAAAGAUAACCGUCAUCCUUAGACACUAAUUAGGUGACAUCCUGUCUGGGCAGAUCUUUGAAAAAUCUGGGAACAUGUAAUUACUUUAACAAAUUUUCGUUUAGUUGUGUUGGAAAGUUCAUAGUUUCGUGACAAGUGCUUGAAGAGGAUCGUGUGUGCUGGGAAGACUGAAAUAAAUUCAGGCCAAAUUAUUUGAAUAAUUCUUGUUCAGUGCAAUCGAAUAUGAAUUUGGCCGUUCCCGAACUAAAAACUGAACUAAGCUCCUUCGAUUAUGAAGACACAUAUUCAUUUACCAAUAGAAACAGCGAAGAAAUUAGCAAUUCCAAUGCAAGCUGCUCGGAUUAUCACGAAUUUCCUGGAUCCAUGGAAAAUUGUCAAACCCAGAUGAAUUCAGUUCGUUCUGAGUUCAGAUUCAUUGAAAACUUUCAACAAAUCCACAUGCAGAAUUACUGGAACUUUCAAACGCAGUGGUUUCACAGUGAUGAAAACAGAUCUAGUGCAAGUGAAAGCCCAAUUAAGCAUGAUCCAGUUUUGGAGGAUUUUCGAGAUCAACACUUUGAAGUAAAUGAGGAGGACACAGAAGGGUUGGAAAUGCAGCAAAAGGGCGGUUUGGAAGCUGCAACGACUGAGGACUCGACGAAAUCUCAUGACUCCACAGACAACAUGCUCUACAUUAAAUCGAGAAAGGAAAGGACAGCUUUUUCCAAAGUCCAACUUUGGCUGUUAGAGAAAGAGUUUAAACGCAAUAAUUAUUUAUCCAGACUACAAAGAUAUGAAAUCUCCGUAGCUUUGGGUUUAUCAGAAAGACAGGUGAAAGUUUGGUUCCAAAAUCGACGUAUGAAGUUGAAAAAAACCGGCUCUUAAACGAUUGCGACACCAAAGACAAUACAUGUUCUAUUUGUAGAUGUUAAUAUAUAAAUAUAGAUCAGAUAAGAUAGA
Molecule: messenger RNA, 1190 nt
Organism: Dendroctonus ponderosae (mountain pine beetle)
Lineage: Eukaryota; Metazoa; Arthropoda; Insecta; Coleoptera; Curculionidae
Product: homeobox protein Hox-B9
Exons: 4
Coding region: 474-1115 (213 amino acids)
Biological process (GO): regulation of DNA-templated transcription
Molecular function (GO): DNA binding; DNA-binding transcription factor activity, RNA polymerase II-specific
Source: RefSeq, a predicted model, not a curated record